Girardinichthys multiradiatus is the source of this 5074-nucleotide messenger RNA. RefSeq names its product adhesion G-protein coupled receptor G5-like. Lineage: Eukaryota; Metazoa; Chordata; Actinopteri; Cyprinodontiformes; Goodeidae. Gene Ontology annotation, cellular component: membrane. The transcript is spliced from 15 exons. Gene Ontology annotation, biological process: adenylate cyclase-activating G protein-coupled receptor signaling pathway; cell surface receptor signaling pathway. Gene Ontology annotation, molecular function: G protein-coupled receptor activity. The record is from RefSeq and is a predicted model, not a curated record. The coding region runs from base 323 to 2215 and encodes 630 amino acids.
UCAGACGCAGUGGUCCUCGCGACGUCGUCAAUAAAACGCUUUACACACGCGCUCUUUUCCCGAGAUUUUUUUUAACUUUUUAAUUCUUUUGAAUUUUUUAGAAACUCCAUAAUUUUUACUACUGGUGUAAUGAGCAGGUGACAACAAAAUUACGCUCCCCCCCCCCCCCCGUUUGAAUGAGUGAAUUUGGGUCCUGAUCAGAAGAAGUUGUCGCUGCUCCGUGUGUGUUCCGGAACAGCGGCUGGAAGUUUUACCUGGAGGCUCUGACCUUCCGACGUUCAGGCGAAGCACAAAGAAACAAGGUCUCUUAAAGUAAUCAGCAAUGAAGGCCCGAGUGACAGAUCAUCUGAAGACUGCGUUUUUUAUCAUCACCCUCCUGUCAGCUGGUUCAAGUGAACAUGACCUUUUCCUGAGGUUCUGUGGCACAUGGCGCCAUGGCAGGAACCCCUUGAGCCUGAACAUUAAUGUCUCUAAAGGCUGCACUGGGAUCUCUGUUUCAGCCAAUGAGAGCUCUCUGUCUGUUAAUGGGAGCAUCACUGCUGGGUGUCAUAGGUUUAAUGAGAUUCCUCUCGACAAAUAUGGAUUUCAUUCAGAGGAGGAUACGGACUUCUGCUUGCAAUGGGAGCCUCUGCUGGACCAGCUGAUGCUUGAGGUUGGGGAAACGAACCUCAUUCUUUGCCCUCCUUCAAGUCCUGCACAAAGGUGUUGCACCGACCUGAGUCUUGGCCCCAAUACACCUGAAGCACAACAUGGCAUCGUCAGUGGAAAAAUCCAAACUGAUCUCAUUAGUAGCCAAACUGUGACGAGCUACAUGUUUAAGGGGAUAUUCACCAACUGCAAGGUGUUGUGUGACCAAGCAAACCAGACCUAUGUCAAAGGGUCUCACAACACUCAACAUCCCUGUGCUCAGAGAUCUGAAAAAGAGAUGAAGAAAGGUUUCAGCGGUGAAAAGUUCUCAUCAAAUUCAACUCCCACUGUCUACAUUCCUCCUGUUGUGAAACCAGCCAUGAAAAUACAAAGCAAAGUGUCCGUAACCUUCUAUAAGAACAACUCCCUGUUUGAGGUAGGCUACAGGGAGGUCAAGCUUCUCAAAGAUGUGGUGGAAAUCACAGUAGAGAACGAGGUCAUCACUAAUCUGCCUGAGCCAAUAAGGAUUGUCUUUGACCAUGAUGUCAUACCUCGGAACCAUAAAAGAAAAUGUGUUUCGUGGGACACUCGGAAAGAUCCUUUGAAGGUGAACUGGUUGGUGGAUGGAUGUAGGACAAAUGAGAUAGGAGCACAACACACAGAGUGCCAGUGUGACCAUCUGACUUACUUCUCAGUGCUGGUGCAACUGGAGAAUGGACCUGUGCGCCAUCUGCUGCCCCUGACAGUCAUUACAUCUGUAGGCUGUGCAGCAUCAUUCUUCAGCUGUAUCGCUGUCAUCGUCUUUUUCUGCAGGAACAGGAGGCGAUCAAAGGAGCAGUCUAUAACCAUCCACAUGGGCCUAGCAUUAUCCCUGGCCUUCCUCAGUCUGCUCUUCUUCUUGACUGGGGUGUUGGCCAACGUGGAAGUGGAGAACAUGUGCACCUGGGUGGGAGCCAUGCUCCACUAUGCCCUACUCAGCUCCCUUACCUGGAUGGGGAUAGAAGUGUUUAACACCUUCUGGUUGGUCUACAUGGUGUUCCGAUCCUCCCCAAGCCCUUUUGUGUGGUUCCUGAUCGGUUUUGUUCUGCCUGCUGUUCCUGUUGUUACCCUGGCUGCUCUGGGAGAUAUUUAUGGAACGGUAGAGAUUGUACCAGCUGAGAACAUCUCUAAUCCUUAUCGGAUGUGCUGGAUGAAAGUAACUGACCAAAGGGCCUUACUGGCUCAUUAUUUCACCACCAUGACAAUCCUUGCCAUUCUGGUGUCUUCCGGGGUCAUUAUGCUCUUUCUUGUCUACCGGAAAAUCCGCACCAGGGAUGAAUGGAAGCAGAACCGAGUGGCUUUUCUCAGCAUCUGGGGUCUAAGCUGCCUCUUUGGAACAACUUGGGGUCUGACCUUCCUGAACUAUGACCCACUAUCAGACUUUAUUCUCUUCCUCUCCUGCUUCCUAAACUCUUUUCAAGGUUUCUUUCUGAUGCUGAGGUUCGUUAUUCUGGACUGGAUACGGAAACAGGCCCACAGGUCGGUUCUAGGAAGUACCAGCUCCGGAUCUGCCAAGCAACACAUGCUGCAGACCACAGAGAAGAGUUAAGCACUCCAAGUAAAAGGUGUGGAGUACAGUGACCAAAUCCAACCCGUAUAUAAUUAAAAUCCAGUCUACUGUGAGACUGUAUCAUUGUAAAUGACAAGAUUCUCUCCAGAGCCAGUGCUGUCAGGUCAGGUGAAGGAAUGUAUGAGUUUGUUAUGCUGUGAUGUUUAAACAGGAAACGUUGAAGACCAGCCUGAUUGGUUAGCACAAUCACACUGAAUGAACUUAUAAAGACUAACACAAUCACUUUAAAACAGAGUUCAGUGGUUUAACCACACCUUUAGUGUCAAAGUUGGGAUGAUAUGACACCCCUAACAAACUACUGAUUGUGUCUCAUCAGACUUGAAGGGAUUUGUUGUAUAUAUAACCACAAUAUGUUAAUCCAACCCUUCUAUGUCAACUCUUCUUCAAGAUCUUUGUAAUCAAUAUACCUGAUUAUAAUUUAUCAGUCAUAACAAUAUGACCACCCUCUCAUUAAGUAGAUCACCUUUCUGCCUUCAGAACAGCUCUGGCCUGUCUGGUCACUGGCAAAGAACAACUCAAUAUGUCCUGUGAGUGUCUGGUGCUGAUAUGUUAGCAGUAGGUCGUUUAUAAUCUAUGGGUUGUGGGGCAGGAUUGCUUUUAAACUGGCUUUCUUCCUGCCGAUCCCAUCAUAUUUAUAUCUUAGAGACUUUCAGAACACAUCAAAGUCUUAGUUUUUAAAUCCACGGCACAUUUUUAGCAGGUUCGUAUGGUGAGACCAGUGGCAUCUCUAGGGGAGUUCAUCUAACUUCUGGCAUAUGGGCCAAAAAUUGGUAUGAAAAUGAUCAAUUUGUUUUAUAAAUAGAGAUGUUGCAAAAAAAAAAAACAGCUGUUGAUCAGUAUCUGACGAAUUUCAGCUUGGUGGACCUCGACCAGUGACUGACCGAUUUAUUUAUUGGUAUUUAUUUCCCAAGGUAUUUAUUUUCAGUAUCAGUGAGGUGUUUCCAAAAAAAAUCUCAAAUUGGAGCACCAAUGGUGUAAGAAGCUUUAAAGGCCAUUUUAAAGGAAGAUUUCUUUUCUACGACAUGUUGAUACAUAUCUGUGGUUAAAUCAGCCUGUGAGAGAGAGCAAGACUUACCUCAGGUAACAGGAAGGCUUAAAGUAUUACAGCAAAGUUCAUCCUUUUCAACUUCCAGACUGUCUGUUAUAGAACAUGCUGGAGUUGAAAACGUUGGCAGCCUUUUGGAUCUCUCAGUUAUAUUCUCAGGGGAAUCUAAAAAGAGACUGCUAGCAAUGCUAAAGAUAAGAUGCUAAAAACAAUUUACAAUAUCCCAUCCACAAUGAUUCUGUGUUGGUUUUAAAAUAGUCAAAACUUGUCUUACUAUAACUGCUCUCUCACACACAGUGGGACCUUGCCUCUGAUCAGAAUAUAAAUAACUAAUGAGCGUUCCUGGCAGGAAGACUAUAAAGAAUACUUUGAGUAAUACUAUUAUAUUGUCUUAUAUUACAGUUUUUAAAAAUCAAUUAGCUAAAAUCUGUCUCGGCUAAGUAAAUCUUUACAAACAGUGAAAAUAACACGUUAGCCACAAAAUUAGGAUCCAAUCAUCUUUAAUAAGAAGUGUUAAAAAGUAAUAUCUAGGUAAUAGAUAUGAUGCAGGUUUCCAUAGAAGCAUUGCAAGAUGAUAAGUUUAGUAAGUUACUAUAUAUGUGAAUCUUAAAUGUUAAAUACUUUGGCACUGUUGGAAAAUCACGUUAAUGGGAUUUUUCAGAAGAGAAACAAUAGUUAACAGAUUCUUUUUGUGCUGUUAUGGGGAACUGGAUCUCUUGUAGACCUCAUAAUGCUUGACCGUGUAUCACUGCAUCAUCCAUUGCUGUAAACCUCCAAGCUAAGGCCUCUCUGUUCUCUUUUGUAGUAUUGGUUCUGCUUGGGAUUCAAGAACUGAGACUACAAUAUUAGCAGAUGCUCUUUAAUUUUCGGCUUCAUUAGUAAGUGUCAGUUUCAGAUUGAGUAUAAUCACAUCUCAGUAUCUGAUCUCUUCAGAGGAGAUAAGUGUGAAAGUUAUUUCAAAUCGAAUGACAAAAGACGAAAGAAUAUAAAGGCAUUUACUUGAUAAACUAAUGCUUGUGUCCUGUACUUGUAUGAAAGAGCCCCGCUCCCACCUCCCAGUUACUCAGGAAGUUCAAUCUCAGGCCCGGAGCCUGCAUCUACAGUAUCUCUAGACUGGUUCUAGUUAAAGAACAAACAGCUUAUUAGUGGCGAUUCAGAAUUCUUUGGGAAUGACGUUAAGCUUUAUUACCAGACAGAGAAACGUAAAACUUAAUAUUUGUAUCCUACUGUGCUGUGAUUUUAUUGUAUAUCAGGAACAAUGUGUGAUUACUGAAAAGUUCCCUUAGAUAAGCUUUUAUAUUUGAACUGUUUGUUGGUUUUGACCUGUGCUUUUUUGAUAUUUAGUUGAGAAGCCAUUUGAAAUAGCACUUUAGACUGCUGUUGUGUUGUUUAGCCUCACUUAGCUGCUGUGUGCUCUACCUAGAAUACCUGUCAUGUACACUUGGUGGUAGUAAUUAAAAACUAAAUGUUUUGCUGAAAAAAACAUGUUUUUAGUGAAUUCAGGAAAAAUAAUAACUCUUGAAAUAAACCCAAAAUGUGUUAGAAUAAAGCAUUUGACUGCUAAAUCUCCACGUUUAUUCAAUUCAAAUUCAAAAAUACUUUAUUCAUCAAAUUUAAUUUUUAUCAUUUUGAUGAAUUUAUUAUUUCCUUCCCAGAAGAACAUACAAGUUCUAGAUGCUGUGAUGUUUGCACUUUUUUUAUUUUGAAAAAUAUUCAGUAAAAUCCUUGUGUAUAUCUGAGCUUUUGCAUAUGUCUGUAUGGACUCUUAAUAAAAUAUGUUUUGGUGAAACAGA